Molecule: messenger RNA, 5415 nt
Organism: Pseudomyrmex gracilis
Lineage: Eukaryota; Metazoa; Arthropoda; Insecta; Hymenoptera; Formicidae
Exons: 12
Coding region: 75-3857 (1260 amino acids)
Source: RefSeq, a predicted model, not a curated record
UGUGAAUUUUUACAGGCGGAAUUAUAACCUCUCCCAGAGUGAAUACACCUCUCCCAGAGUGAAUACACACUCAAAUGGAUCAUAGUAGCAAAGCUGAGACCACAUUUGGAGAUCUUGAAGUGGAUGAGCGAUUCCAGAAGCUAAAACGUUCCUUGAAACUGGCAAUGUUGAAAACAAACCGCAGAAAGAUGUCUGAGGAAGAAACUGAUACACGUAUGUCCCUACCUGGUCUUUCAUCCAUCGAUGGAGAUGCAUUUAAUUCAAGUUGCACAACUUGGUGUCCACCUUCUUUGAAGAGUGACGUCUUGGCUUCCAGCAACAAUUUAAAGAAUUUACUUUUGAAAAAACCAAGUUUUUAUAACACUAAUCAAAAACAAAUAGUCACUUCUAGUGUUAAACAAUAUGACGUUAAGCACAAAAAUGACAUUGAUAGACUUAUUAUGCCACCACCAGAAACACCUGUGGUUUGUCAUGGCUCUAAAAAGCCAAUGAAUACAUUGUCAAAUUGUGAAAAUACAGCACCCGUCAUACUUGAUAGUUCUGUUCAGUCUUCUGCUGCAAAUACUUUUCCUUCAAAGAGCACUUUUACUGGGAUGUCUUCUGGUACAAAUAGUGAUAAGGAGCACUUGAAUACCGAUAGAGUGUUUUCAAAUUGGAAAGUUAUGUUGGACAAGCAGCUUGAAUUAAGAAUCAAAGGAACAUUAAAAUGUGGAAGUCGUGUAUAUAGCAAACCUAUUAUAAGAAGAUACAAUACCAAAUGUGUUGAAUCCAAAUUCAAAUACAAAUAUCAUCUUGAAGGAAAUAUUGUUGAUGAAAGAAAUGAUUUACCAGAUUACAUUCGUGGAAAAUUUUACAAUGGCUUUCCUGAUGAUUGGGAGAACGUUUAUCAGGUUUGGAGAAUGUACUUCACUCAAGGAUGUCCUGUGACAUUUCACUGGCCUACUCCCAUUACUGACAGUGAUGACGAUUUAAUAAGUGAAGUUACAGAUUUCGCUUACGCAUGCAAAAAUAAAAACAAAGUUGUUUCUACAGCAGAACGUUACAAAUCUGCAGAAUGUACCAGAAUACUUGAAAAGUCGAUUAAUAAAUCGCCAGAAGAAAAAAAACAGUAUCAUAACCACUCCGAUCAUUAUCAACAAAGCAACAGAAACACUUCUGUAGUUUCAAAGCCCAUUUCCGAAUUCAAAGAAAAAGAAGUUUCCGUUGCACAAACAAAUUUAGUUGAUAUCGGAAGUGAUAAUCAAUUGAAUCCGAAUUUUUCAUCUGAAUUUGUCAUUAGAAAAAUACGUUAUUUAAAAAAUUUUCUUCAAGAAGACCAGAUGAAUAUUAUUAUUAACAAUCUGGAACAUAAAAAUUGUUCUCCCGUCUAUGUUAAUAAAGUUCUUGAAGUAUUAGAUAAUUUGGAUUUUAUAACGACUUAUAGAACGAAGUCAAAUUGUGAUGAGAACUCGGUAGUCUCGGCAAGUUGCGAUACAUCCAAGUCAGAAGUGAUAUUACAGCAGAGUUUAAUGCGAAAUGACAACCGAGCAAAUAUUGAUAAGUGUGAAAAUAAACUGACGGAACAGAAAAAUUGUAGAUAUUCUAACGACUACGAAAAUCAAAUUAUUCACACGUCAAAUUAUUCAUCAAACGAACCAGAAUACGACAAUAAUGACAACUCAGAUCAAUCAGAAAGCAUGUAUUUGGGUGUACCUAAAGUAUCGUUUGAACAAGUUUUAAAAACUAAAGAAUCACUUGGAAAAACUUACAAACGCAGAGAGAGGAAGAGAAAAGUUUAUACGGAUCUUCAAAAGAACGCGGCAAAUGCGCAGAGCGACACCGAAAAUUUGAGAUGGAGGUCUGUUCGAACUUUAUUUAAUAACUCUAAACAAGAUUUGGUUUCCGAAUCUUGCGUUAGUGUCACAGAAGAUGAAAUAGAAGUUAUCGAUAUGAGAAGAGAUCACGAAACGGAACUUGUUCACAAACAGCAAGAAACAAGGCAAAAACAAACAAUUUUCUCCAAUCGUCAAGAAAAUGUUGGGAAAAAUGUGAUUGAUACAUAUAGAAAAAACAAACCUGAAAAGCACACAGAAGAUGUGCAAUGUUACAAUCCGUUCCAAGUACGAAGAAGUAACGAGUUUAUUUUUGUACAAGAAGAACCAAAAUCUUCGCACAAAGUUAAAAAAAAUGCGCAGUUUAUUCCGGAUAUCGACUAUCAGACCGACAAAUCUGAUCUCGAUGCUGUGAAUGUAGACACUUAUAUGAAAAAACCAAUUAGAAGUGCGACAUUGGUAUCGCGCGUUAGUUCGGAUCAAGAAAGUGUAAAUACUGAAAACAAAAAUAAUCUUCUUAAAUCUUCUCGCUUCUCUCGAAAAUCACAUACGGAACUUGCUGUAGAAACAAACGAUGAAACUGUUGCGAAAAAGUUAAAACCUACCAUAAUCAGUUCGGUACCGGUAAAUUUAAACUUAAAAAUAUGCAACACAAGUUCGAAAUCUGAUCAUAAUUCGGACGUGAGUAUGUUCGUAGACGACCGAGAUAAACAAUGUGCGAAUAUUCGAUCGACAGAAACAAGUCCCAAGAAGAUAUCUAUACCGCCAACCGUAUCUACAAAUAAUAUUCGCUCUAAAACGACAAACGACGGUAGAAAAGAGAUUCGUUCGAUAACUAGUGACAAAAAAGAAACAAGUACGAAUUCAACAAAGUCGGUGACAAAUCAAGAUGGAUAUUCGACAAAUAAAAAAAAAGAAACGAACGGUAUAAAUUCCAUUUCUUCGAUGAGAUCGAUAAAAAAUCAAAAUGAAAUCUCCAAAAAUGUUGAAACCGGACCUCGCAACACUAAAAAGCUCACUGCAUGGCUGCCCAAAGUAAUAUGUCACCCGCAAUCAAAACAUGAGUUGGGCUUGAUUUUCGAAGGAAAACUGCUCAACGAGGCUGAUCACGUUGUACACAGGAAGUUUUCGACUGGCGUUGUGCUAAAACGAUUGUCAGCAAAACUGAUCGAAACGGUGGAUCAUCAAUUUUAUGAACUCUAUGGUUCUUUCAACGACAGCAAGCACAAUUUUCCCAAAGAACUCGCGAGACUAUGUCGUAACGGAUGUCCUAACAAAAUCGAAGAAUUUUGUUUGACGUGGAAAAUGUUACUAAAUGAUAACAUGCAGAAAGUUACCACCGAAACAUUUCACGAAACUUCGGUGGAUUUAUUGAAUACCGCUGUUAGUUCACGAGGCCGUAAACUCUUACCACCGUUAAGUUACUGGACAGGCGAACGAAUAUCGUUAAAAGAUAAUAACCUAGUUUAUAAUCCAGGCAAUUCAAAUGACUCGUUAGUUUCGCUGAGUGAGAGAUCAAAAACGGCAUCGAGUAUUGAGGAAAAGGAGAAAUCAAGAGCGGAAUUAAAAAAACCAACAAAAAAACAAGAUGUUAAUAGGCAGCAAGUUUCGCCUAAAUCAAAUACAGUCUCUGACAUAAAGAAAGAUCCAACAGUCAUCAGUGGAAAACCACAAUCUUCCGGCAAAACAAAUACUUCUUCUACUACUUCUAAAAGAAAAAAUAAUACGAGGAGAUCCGCGAUUAAUGGUAAACAACGAAUAAUGCGACAAUUGACGUAUUCGAUAUCUACUUCCAGCGAAGAAGAACAAGAAUCACCGCUAAAGCGAGCGCGCAGUUCUCGAUCUGGCAUAAAUGCAAAUGCGCUCUCACGAGUACAAACAAGUAUCAAAACUCGACAGAAUAAACAGACAUCCUCAAGCAGUACCGUACGUCAUGGCAAAGUUUCACCAACGAGAAAAUCUGGUUACGAAGUAACGUGUGUUUAUUACAAAAAUGUUCAGUUGUCCGAAGAUUUUUUAUCGGAGGAUCAAGCAUCGAUCGUGUAAUCUCAGGUGUGAUAUCAAACAUUUAUUUUUGUAGUAUUAAUACGUAGUAUUUAUAAUAACAGAUACUCAUAAAAGAAAUGUUUAUUUUUCUACAUGUAUAUUCUCGUUGUACUCCUAUACUAUUAUUUAUAUUAUAUACAAUAUACUGUACUGUUGUAAGUUAUAUUGUUGCAAGUAAAAAUAUUUUCUUACUUUAGUCUACCGUUUAGUCUACUGUUUAGUCUAAUCUUUAUGUUUGGAUGUAUAUUUACCUGAUCUUUAAAAAGUUAAAAGAAUAUGAGAAAGAUGAAUCUCGUUCCAAGCUUUUUUUUACGACAACAUAUUUAAUUCAGUUAUUAUUGUGAUUUACAUAUUCAAAAAGUGAGAGGAAAAAGCAAAGUUGUAAAUAAAUAAAAUUUACAAAUAAAUUGCCAAUGUGUUUAUUUUACUAUUUUAACAACUGUAUAAAUUGUAUAUAAGAAAUACCGCCUACCCUAAGUCAGGAUACAAGAAAAAAUUCAUCAGAGGAUGCGUAUUUAACUAAGUGUCACAUAUAGUCGAUACAGAUUCACGUAUAUAGUUAUUUUUUAUAUUUUGUACAAAAAAAUCUCUAUUUCUAUAAAUAAAAAUGUUGAAUAGAGUUCAUAAAUUGAAGUGAGUAGAGAUUUUUUUCAAAUAACACGUAUCGUAUAAAAAAAUUUUAAUAUAUAGGUGUUUUUGUUAAAAAAAAGAAAAAUUGUGUGUAUAAAGACUGUUAGAGUAUACGCUAGAGUGUAAUAAAAUUUUCCGGAAAAAAGACCGUAAAGCAUCGUGUCCGCAUCGAGUAACUGCUCGUGUGCUAGGUAGUAAUUGGAGAGAAAACGCGUCAAAAAGAGAAAAAAACGUACAUGGAAAAGAAAAGUACCGUGUCUUCCCUUCGGAAAGCUUUAUUAUAUCCUAGUGUACAUAGGGGCAUGCAUUAUAUUCACAUUUGUGAAACGCACUUGUACCUACUGCUAUUAUGAUGAGUUUAUAGCACUCAGUUUUUUUUCUAUAUGUGUACGUACUGCAAACAUGUCGACGACACCUACGAAAAAUGUGUCAACUGCCCCUUUGAGUAUGAUUUUUUUUAUUUAUGAUUACCUUGAUACUCUACCAUGUCACUAUUGUAUCUCAAAACGAUGUUGUAACUUUACUUGAUUGUAAUAACAUUGGUUUUUUAAAUAAUUUUUUAAUUUCUUAAAAGUUUUGUGAAUUCAAAACAAAUUUAUUAUUACAAAAAAAAGAAAAAAAUAUAAAUUAAUUCUUCUGUAAUCAAAGUGGCAGUUUCAUAUUAUUUUUAUAUAUUUUUUAUUGGUGUCGUCAAGAUGAGUAAAAAAUCAAAAAAAUAAUCAAAUAUAACAUUGAGUGUAGAUUUUCUAUAUAUAUAACUUUUUUAUAUACAUUGUAAAAGAUAAUCGCGAAGAGGAGCAGAUUUUGUGUCCGCGAAAAGACGAUUGCAUAGUGCGCCACAACAAUUUACAUGAUAUGACGAUCUCUCAAUUAACGUCAUUUCUUUCUUCUAAACAUAAAUAAAACUUCGCGUACAAAAAAAAAAAAA